This is a messenger RNA of Anthostomella pinea, 423 nucleotides long. The record is from the annotation of a GenBank genome assembly. Lineage: Eukaryota; Fungi; Ascomycota; Sordariomycetes; Xylariales; Xylariaceae.
AUGUCCACCUCGGCGGGCCCAGCCGGGCUCGGCAACGGCAACAGACGAUACCUCUCUAUGUGGUCCCAACCGCACGUGAUCGCUGACCGCAUCCUCUUACUACGCCCCCUCCCCAAGUUCGGCCAGCAGCCCUCGCCGGAAGACGCCAAAGACGGCAUCGAUGACACCCACGAGCAGAUGCUCCGCAAGAUAGGCAAAGACCGCGAGGAGAUCGAGGCCGCCGUGAAGUCGAGGUGGGACACCGCGAUCAGCUACAUGCAGUGCUCGGGCGAAUCUCGUGGUCUGCUGCCCGGUCCGCUGAUCAUGAGGGACGAGGACCACGUCUACCGCUUCGUGAUGAUAUGUGAGUUCGUCUACCGCUGCAUCGGCGCGGAGCUGGGACAUGAUGACAAGGAGAUGCUCGGCUGGGAGUCCGAGUACUAG